This is a messenger RNA of Solanum tuberosum (potato), 592 nucleotides long. Its product is annotated as transcription initiation factor TFIID subunit 13-like. The record is from RefSeq and is a predicted model, not a curated record. Gene Ontology annotation, biological process: transcription by RNA polymerase II. The transcript is spliced from 6 exons. Lineage: Eukaryota; Viridiplantae; Streptophyta; Magnoliopsida; Solanales; Solanaceae. Gene Ontology annotation, molecular function: protein heterodimerization activity. Bases 130 to 534 code for a protein of 134 amino acids.
GGAAAUUGUGAUUUGUUACCAAAUAAUUUCUCAUAUAAAUCCCGGCGAAUACCCUUCUUUCAGAGAUUUUGUCUUCUUGCUCGUCGACACCAUUGCAGGUCGAGAAGUGGACGUUAUAAUAAAUAGAAAAUGAACAACACUUCUGCAGGGCUACCCUCAAAUGCAGCUAGAGUACGAGGAGCAUCACAACCUUCGGAAAGUUCACUUAAAAGGAAACGCGGCAUGUUUCAGAAAGACCUGCAACGCAUGAUGUAUGGUUUUGGAGAUGUUAUCAAUCCAAUUCCAGAAACUGUGGCACUUGUGGAAGACAUUGUGGUGGAUUAUGUCACUGAUAUGGUGCACAAAGCUCAGGAUAUUGCAACCAAAAGGGGGAAGCUUUUGACAGAGGGCUUUCUGUUCUUAAUUAGAAAGGAUUCGGCGAAACUUAACCGGUGUAGAGAACUGUUGUCCAUGCAUGAGGAUCUGAAAAAAGCUCGAAAGGCUUUUGAGUUCGAUCAAGAGGAAUUGGCACACAUGAGUGAGGGGGAAGUGUGAAGUUAUGAUGUUACUUGAGAAUGCCAAAUUGAGUGGGCACCAUAGGACCAGUAUACAA